Molecule: messenger RNA, 3917 nt
Organism: Nannospalax galili (Upper Galilee mountains blind mole rat)
Lineage: Eukaryota; Metazoa; Chordata; Mammalia; Rodentia; Spalacidae
Gene: Sec24d
Product: SEC24 homolog D, COPII coat complex component
Exons: 23
Coding region: 143-3235 (1030 amino acids)
Biological process (GO): endoplasmic reticulum to Golgi vesicle-mediated transport; intracellular protein transport; COPII-coated vesicle cargo loading
Cellular component (GO): endoplasmic reticulum exit site; COPII vesicle coat
Molecular function (GO): SNARE binding; zinc ion binding
Source: RefSeq, a predicted model, not a curated record
UCCAGCGCGGGCGCGGCGGGCCUGACGUGGCACUCCCGGUCCGGUGCGCGGCGACGGCGGCGGAACCGCGGGCUCGCGGAAACCGGGCGUGCGGAGCUGGCAGGGGUCUUCGGCAGCAGCUCUCUGGAAUGGUAUUUUCAUAAUGAGCCAACAAGGUUAUGUGGCAACGCCUCCCUAUUCUCAGUCCCAGCCGGGAAUGGGCCUUUCUUCCCCUUACUAUGGGCACUACGGGGAUCCUUCCCAUGGAACUUCUGCACCAGGAAUUAUGAAGCCAUCCGGGCCUUUGGGGGCCACUGUUCCCGGGGGACUAUUGCCCCCAGGCUCUCUACCUCCUGGACCCCCACAGACUGGCCCAAAUGGAGCUCAUUCUCCUCAAAGAUUUCCAGGACCGCCCCCUGUCAGUAAUAUGGCACCCUCUUAUACGCCAGGCCAGCCCCCGCCACAGUCAUCGCACCCAAGUCCUGGGUCCACUUGGUCUGCCACCCAGCUGGGCAGUCAGUUUAGCUCCAUGCAGAUCAACAGCUAUGGUGUGGCCAUGACCCCCUCAAGCCAGGGUCCCUCAGGACCUCCAUCAGCAGCCUCCUUCCAGGGACCUCCACGAGCUCCUCAGCCAUCCAUUUUGCAGCCGGGAUCUCAAACUCUGCCGCCGCCCCCAACCACCCUGAAUGGCCCUGGUGCCAAUCCUAUGUCUUCACCAAUACACGGCCAGGAUGGACUUCCUGGGCCAACACCUCUGAAUGCCCAGUACAAGCCCCCACCUCCUCCAGGCCAGACCCUGGGUACGGGCUACUCUCCACAGCAGGCAGCCAACUAUGGACCCCAGAUGGCGGGUGCACAGCUGUCCUAUCCAGGAGGCUUCCCUGGGGGUCCUGCACAGAUGGCUGGACCACCACCACAGCACCAGAAGAAGCUGGAUCCUGACUCUAUCCCCAGCCCUAUUCAAGUGAUCGAGAAUGACAGAGCCACCAGAGGGGGACAAGUUUACACUACGAACACCAGAGGCCAGGUCCCUCCGCUAGUCACCACAGACUGUGUGAUUCAAGACCAAGGCAAUGCCAGCCCUCGGUACAUUCGUUGCACCACGUACUGCUUCCCGUGCUCGUCAGACACGGCUAAGCAAGCUCAGAUUCCACUAGCUGCUGUCAUCAAACCCUUUGCUGCAGUUCCUUCAAAUGAGACGCCCUUAUACUUAGUAAAUCACGGGGAGAGUGGACCAGUGAGAUGCAACAGGUGCAAAGCCUACAUGUGCCCAUUCAUGCAGUUCAUUGAAGGUGGAAGACGCUACCAGUGUGGAUUUUGCAACUGUGUGAAUGAUGUGCCACCAUUCUAUUUCCAACAUCUGGACCACAUUGGAAGAAGGCUGGACCAGUACGAGAAGCCAGAGUUAUCUCUGGGAUCUUAUGAGUACGUCGCCACUUUGGAUUACUGCAGAAAGAACAAGCCUCCCAACCCACCAGCCUUUAUCUUCAUGAUUGACGUUUCAUACAGUAACAUAAAGAACGGGCUUGUCAAGCUCAUUUGUGAAGAACUGAAGACCGUGCUGGAAAAACUUCCCAAGGAAGAGCAAGAAGAGACAUCUGCAGUUCGAGUUGGUUUUAUCACGUAUAACAAAGUUCUCCAUUUCUUCAAUGUGAAGAGUAAUUUGGCCCAGGCUCAGAUGAUGGUUGUGACAGAUGUCAGCGAGGUCUUUGUUCCUUUGUUGGACGGGUUCCUUGUCAACUACCAAGAAUCCCAGUCUGUGAUUCACAAUUUGUUGGAUCAGAUUCCAGAGAUGUUUGCCGACUCUAACGAAAACGAGACAGUCUUUGCUCCGGUCAUCCAGGCUGGCAUGGAAGCUCUCAAGGCAGCAGAGUGUCCUGGGAAGCUGUUCGUCUUCCACUCCUCCUUGCCUACUGCUGAAGCACCAGGGAAGCUCAAAAACAGAGAUGACAAAAAACUGAUCAACACAGACAAAGAGAAGAUACUUUUCCAGCCUCAAACAAAUGUCUAUGAAUCUCUGGCCAAGGACUGUGUAGCUAACAGCUGCUCGGUGACGCUCUUCCUCUUCCCCAGUCAGUACGUGGACGUGGCUUCUCUGGGUCUCAUCCCUCUGCUCACUGGAGGAACUCUUUACAAAUACAACAAUUUCCAGAUGCAUUUGGAUAGCCACCAAUUUUUGAAUGACCUCAGAAAUGAUAUUGAAAAGAAAAUAGGCUUUGAUGCUAUUAUGAGGGUUCGUACCAGCACAGGUUUCAGAGCCACUGAUUUCUUUGGUGGGAUUUUUAUGAACAACACCACAGAUGUAGAAAUGGCAGCCAUUGAUUGUGAUAAGGCCAUAACUGUGGAGUUCAAACAUGACGACAAGCUCAGUGAGGACAGUGGAGCCUUGAUCCAGUGUGCUGUGCUCUACACGACCAUCGGUGGUCAAAGAAGACUUCGGAUUCACAAUCUUGGCUUAAACUGCAGCUCCCAGCUAACAGAUCUCUACAAGAGCUGUGAAACAGAUUCCCUUAUUAACUUCUUUGCAAAGUCAGCUUUUAAAGCAGUUUUAAACCAGCCUUUGAAGGUCAUCCGGGAAAUUCUAGUUAAUCAGACUGCCCACAUGUUGGCAUGUUACCGGAAGAACUGUGCAAGCCCUUCUGCAGCAAGCCAGCUGAUUCUACCAGACUCCAUGAAAGUAUUGCCCGUGUACAUGAAUUGUUUGUUAAAAAACUGUGUGCUGCUUAGUAGACCGGAGAUCUCCACAGAUGAACGGACAUACCAGAGACAGCUGGUCAUGACCAUGGGUGUGGCUGACUCCCAGCUCUUCUUCUAUCCACAACUUCUGCCAAUACACACAUUGGAUGUAAAGAGCACAGUGCUGCCCCCCGCUGUCCGCUGCUCCGAGUCCCGCCUUUCAGAAGAAGGAAUCUUCCUGCUGGCUAAUGGUCUAAACAUAUUCUUGUGGCUGGGAGUGAGUAGCCCACCAGAACUGAUUCAAGGAAUAUUUAAUGUGCCAUCUUUUGCACAUAUCAACACAGAUAUGACCCUGCUGCCUGAGGUGGGAAGUCCACACUCUGAACAGCUCAGAAUGAUAAUGUCUAUUAUCCAGGAAAAGAAGCCAUACACAAUGAAGCUUGUAAUAGUGAAGCAGCGAGAGCAGCGGGAAAUGACCUUCCGACAGUUCCUGGUGGAAGAUAAAGGACUUUAUGGAGGAUCAUCAUAUGUGGAUUUCCUCUGCUGUGUUCACAAGGAGAUCUGUCAGCUGCUUAACUGAUAAGUCCUUAUUUCCCACUGAUAUGCAUUUCCGAGGAGACCAUCUCCUGCUUGGUGCCUAAUUUUCUAGAUGACAGUAGGGUAGUUUUGAUUUCUUGAUCAUUUUCAGAAUAGUUUUCCAAGACAGCAUUUAGACCUUCAGUUCUGGUGCUCAAGUAUAAAGUCGAUGGAGGUGCAGUGGUACCGUGAAAGGAACAGUCUAUUUCUGACUGUACAACUUAUAAUUUUCAAAACUGAUGCAGUUUGCAUUUCAUAAAUAGCAUAGUUUACAGAUCCACACACAUUGUUAAUUUUCUUUCAUCAUGCUAGACAUAUAAAUUAUUUUUCAAACAGUAUAGAUUUGGCAUGAAACCUUGAUUACUCUUCCAUUUGCAGUGAGAGGAAGAAAGUUAAUUUUUACAUUAUUACUAAUUUUUUUGAACCAUGUAACUCCAUUGAACAGAUUUCUUCAACUUCAGUUUGCACAGCAGACUUUUAACCCCUUUGGAAUCUCUCUGGUAGAGCAAUGUGUGUUCUACUUUUCUCAUAAUUAUAUAUUGUCUAUGUUAGAAGUAUUUUUCAGUUGUUUUGUCUAUAAAACUAUCAACAUUCUUAAUGGUUCUUUGUACAAUUUUUAUGGUUUCUACCUGUAUAUAAUGGAUCUUAACCAGUAUCAAAAUAAAUUACUUCAUGUUUCUGGCUCA